AAACUAAAUCCACGGGAAGUCCGUCAGUAUGCGAUAACGAGUUGCAUAAUGACUGAAAUACCCUUACUCUUUUUAAACUUCUGUCACACAGCUGGUGAGGACGCAACAGACCAUGUUCUCCACUCUGAGAUUGCAGGUUUCGAACCCUGCAAUCAAGCCAAACGAUGCCCACACCCUCGCCGGAAACCUCUUCUCAUGUCGACGGCUGUCCGGCACCGGGCCACCGGAUCGCCGGUUCACGUGCCUGUCUCUGAAAUCGAAUAAUGCAGCAUCGCCUGAGCUGCAGUCGUUUGUUUCUUCUCAGUUCACUUCGUCGGUUGGAUCUUCGCCGUCUUCGCUUCAGCUCUCACAGUGGAACCUCACGCAUCGUCACAUUGAAGUGUUGAAUGUCAUUGCCUUGGCGACGGCGAUCUCGGCGACUUGGCUUUUCUGCUCCGCAAUCCCAACUCUUCUGGCUUUCAAGAGAGCAGCCGAAUCAUUAGAGAAGCUGUUGGAUGUAACAAGGGAGGAGCUUCCUGGAACAAUGGCUGCUGUUCGAUUAUCUGGAAUGGAAAUUAGUGAUCUCACAAUGGAGCUCAGUGAUCUUGGUCAGGAGAUAACACAAGGUGUUAGAAGCUCCACUCGAGCUGUUCGCAUGGCCGAGGAAAGAUUGCGCUGGUUGACAAACAUGACUCCAUCAGCAACGGUGCAGGGUCCGGCUAAUCAAAAAAUUGAAGCAGCAGACCCACUCUUAGCUAGAACUGCGAGGGGAAUAAAGGAGGGAAUUGUGAAGGGUCGAUCACUCUUUCAACUAUUUUUCACUUUUACCAGAUUUUCUAAGAUGGCCUUUAACUAUUUCGCUACUCGAGCUAAGUCAUAAGUUAAAAGACACGAUCUUUGUGCUCAGCAGAUUUGGUUCUGCCUUUUGUAUAUGUUUUCUACACAUAUAGCUUUAGCAGGUAGGAUUAAUGUUCAAUCUUUAACUUUCAUUGGAUGUUGGCUUAUGAGACUCAAUGGGGCUGUUGCUAAUGGGUCAUUAGGGAUGGGACAAGUGAAUUGCUUCACUUUUUGUUGAGGAAUUGUGGAUGUUUUUUAUUUUAAUUUAAUUUAUUUAUUUUAUAGCUUUGUUUUA
Molecule: messenger RNA, 1111 nt
Organism: Vitis riparia (riverbank grape)
Lineage: Eukaryota; Viridiplantae; Streptophyta; Magnoliopsida; Vitales; Vitaceae
Exons: 5
Coding region: 113-859 (248 amino acids)
Source: RefSeq, a predicted model, not a curated record